ACCUCCUCGACGAGCUCGCUCCCACCCGACGUUUACUCGGAGAUCGACUUUUAAUCUUGACACGAUAACGCGGACUUUUCCGCCGCGAUUCCGCCGAGCGCGAGGCAGCAGUGUGUCGUUGACCACCGUGGCGACCGCUCAACCUCGGCACCGCGACGAGGUCCACGUACAAUCCCCAGUCUCAUCCUCUAACCUCUCAACUUUCUAGCCCCAUCCCUUCCUCUUCUUCUUCUCCCUCUCUGACCCCUGUUCUUCGUCCCGCCACUCCUUUAAACCCGGGGGAAGGAAGAAGAUCGCAACCCGGGAUUCACCGAGGAAUUUCCCGCGGCUCCUCGCACCCUCCACUUAUCAGAUUCCCUCCUCCGAGGAGACGUCUCUUUCCGAUCGGUAAUUAACUUUGCUCCUCCUGCUUCUUCUUCGUCUUCCGGGCCGUCUCAACCGCGCUGCCCCGUGAUCGUCGGCGAAGGAGCGGCGCGAAGGUGAUCGCGGCGAGUUCCAAUCAAUUAGGAAAAUCGUAAUUUGUGCGGGGGAUCGUUGGGAAGAGGAGAGUUCGAGGGACCACCAUGUAUUCGGCGCUGUUGCUAGUGAGAUCCAGCAGGCUUGGACGUUAUCCAAGGAGAUUGGCUUCGUCCACCCCGGGCCUGAGGAUUCCCGAUCAACCAGGAAAUCGAGUGGACUUACGGAGGGAGCUGCAGACGACGGAGAGGCCCCGAAGGGCGGCGACCUUCAACGAGCGCAGCCAGCUGAAGUAUGCGCGCCGCUUGGUGGUGAAAUUAGGCAGCGCCGUUAUCACGAGGGAGGACGAGCACGGAUUGGCGCUGGGCCGCUUGGCCUCCAUCGUCGAGCAGGUCGCCGAGUGCCAAAACGAAGGCCGCGAAUGCAUCAUGGUCACCAGCGGGGCGGUCGCGUUUGGCAAGCAGAAGCUCACGCAGGAGCUCUUGAUGUCCUUGUCCAUGAGGGAGACGCUCAGCCCCGCCGAUCACACCAGGGAGCACGCAGGCACUCUGUUGGAACCUAGAGCAGCAGCCGCGGUGGGUCAAUCCGGUCUAAUGUCUCUGUACGACGCGAUGUUCGCGCAGUACGGGGUAAAGCUGGCCCAGGUCCUGGUCACCAAGCCAGACUUCUACAACGAGGAGACGCGGAAGAAUCUCUUCAGCACCCUGAGCGAGUUGAUCAGCCUGAACAUCGUGCCUAUCAUCAACACGAACGACGCGGUGUCGCCUCCGCCGCACGUCGACGAGGAAGUCUCCGGAGGCGGAGGACGAAGAGGGAUCUCCAUCAAGGACAACGACUCGUUGGCGGCCAUGUUGGCCGCGGAGGUCCAAGCUGACCUCCUGAUAUUGAUGAGCGACGUCGACGGGAUCUACAAUCUGCCGCCGUGGCAAGACGGCGCGAAGAUGCUGCACACCUUCAGCUCCGACCUCAGAGGUACCAUCAAGUUCGGACAGAAGUCGAAGGUAGGCACCGGCGGCAUGGACUCCAAAGUGAACGCUGCACUCUGGGCGCUCGAUCGGGGCGUCUCGGUCGUGAUCUGCAACGGGAUGCAAGAGAAAGCUGUCAAGAGCAUCCUCUCCGGAAGGAAGAUCGGCACGUUCUUCACGGAGACGACGGGAUCCUCGACGCCUGUCGAGGUCGUCGCGGAAAAUGCACGCGUGGGCAGCAGAACUUUGCAGGCUCUGCGUCCGGAGGAGCGCGCCGCCUGCAUCAACGCUUUGGCUGACCUGCUGGAGACCCGUCAAGAAGGCAUUCUGGACGCGAACGCGAAGGACCUAGAAGCUGCGAAGAAGGGUGGUCUGGCGAAACCACUGCUCUCCCGGCUGUCCUUGACGCCGGCGAAGCUGAAGUCGUUGAGCUCCGGCUUGAGGCAGAUCGCGGACGACUCGUUGACGAACGUGGGUCGCGUGAUCCGCAGGACGAAGCUCGCCGAAGGCCUCGAACUGAAACAGAUCACUGUGCCCAUCGGCGUGUUACUGGUCAUCUUCGAAUCUAGGCCUGACAGUCUGCCACAGGUCGCCGCGUUGGCGAUGUCCAGCGCGAACGGUCUCCUCUUGAAAGGCGGCAAAGAAGCAGCGAACAGUAAUAAGUACUUGAUGGACCUGGUGAAAGAAGCGUUGAGCACUGUGGGUGCGUCGAACGCGAUAUCUCUGAUCUCGACGCGAGAGGACGUCGGCGAUCUGCUGUCCAUGGAGAAACACAUCGACCUGAUCAUCCCGAGAGGCAGCUCCGACCUAGUCCGCACCAUUCAGGAGCAAUCGAAGCACAUCCCCGUGCUCGGCCAUGCGGAAGGUAUCUGCCAUGUGUACGUGGACAAAGAAGCCGACCUAGCCAAAGCAUUGAGGAUCAUCAGAGACGCGAAGUGCGACUACCCCGCCGCCUGCAACGCUAUGGAGACGUUGCUCGUUCACGAGAGCCACAUGAAGGGUAGCUUCUUCACCGACGUGUGCAACAUGCUGCAAAAAGAAGGGGUGAAGAUCAAUUCCGGCCCAAAACUGAGGGAGCUGUUGACGUUCGGGCCUCCGGCCGCAAAAAGCAUGAGGACCGAGUACGGGUCCCUCGAAUGCACUAUCGAGGUCGUGUCGGAUCUUGAUGACGCGAUAAAUCAUAUUCACAAAUACGGCAGCGGGCACACCGAUGUCAUCGUUACCGAGGACAACAAAAGGGCCACCCACUUCCAGAGGGAGGUCGAUAGUGCAUGCGUAUUCCACAAUGCCAGCACGCGGUUCUCUGACGGAUACAGAUUCGGUCUUGGCGCGGAGGUUGGCAUUUCCACUGCGAGGAUCCACGCACGUGGACCAGUUGGAGUGGACGGUUUAUUGACCACAAAAUGGGUACUGCACGGCGAUGGUCACGCGGCUGCCGACUUUGCCGACGGUGGCGGGAAAGUUUGGCUCCACCAAUCCCUGCCGCUGAACGAAUCAGCAUGAAACGAACCCGCCGAGCUGAACAAUUUCGAAGGAGUUGGAGUUUUCGCCGCUGCGAUACGGAGGAUUCCUUGUCCGACACCAGCGGGCAGACGUUGCCGACUAAUAAUAAUUCUUGAAUCGUUCGCCGCUAAAUGUUCGCGGAUCGUUAAAAAUCUGAUAAAGUAGACCCUUGUAAAAAGAACGACAACCUCCGUCGCGAACGCAAAUGGAACUAUCGUGAAUAGCCUAUGGCGAACUUUACCACCGAAAUAACUGAAACAAACCGUCUAAUGUAAAUUAUUUUUUUAAAUGAUUGUAUAGCAACGAUAUUCCUUUAGAAUAAGUGUUCAAUCGUAAGAAUUAGUGCCGUAUGAAAUUUAGAGGGACACGUUCUUGGCGCCAUUUUCUGAUACAACGAAGAUCCCUAUGGGACUUGACGUGAAUCAUUUGUACCGUGUAUUUAGCUACGCGAAGAUAAUUUAUCGCGUCCAGCAGGACGAAUUUGAAAUGUACCGUCGACCCAUUUUAUACUUGUGGCAUACAGUUUAUUCAUCCAGAGUUUCCCUUCCUAACCGUAGAACAAUUGAGAAGCUUGGACGUUUCUAGUUAUUUAUUUUGAGAUACAUACUCUAGAUUUCCUUCAAGAAAGUGUGAUGCUCGAUACGGAAUAGAAUUUAUGCUCAAAUUGGAGGAAUAGCUACCUGGUUUGUUCGAAAGCUCCUCGGGAAGUUUGUUAAUGAAGCAAAAACCGUGAAGACUCUCCGUAGUCGCUCGAACCAUUCCGGAAGUCGUCUGCUUUCAAAUCGUCCGAAUUUUAAAUGACGUCAGCUCGUUACGGAAGUUGCAAAUAACCGCCCUCUAUACUUGACUUUUCAAACUUCGCAAGUCAAACACUUAACGCGUGUAAUUACGAACCAGAUCAAAGAACUGACGUUUAACGAUGGAAUUCGUUAAAUAUUUCUAUAUAUAUAUUAAAACCAUCUUUACUCCUUAUGCGCUAACAGAUCUAAGAGGCAAAAAUAUUUUGAAAUUAAGAAAUGGAAAAUAUUAAAUUAAUCAUACCGUAGACGUAACAGUCGUAAUUAAUUUAUAUGUAAGAGGAUAAGUCAUAAAGAAUAUAUCUUUAUUCAGUUCUCUUAUAAUACAAAAUCUUCUGUCCAUAAAAAUAGCGUUGUCACGACAGGUUCCAUAUAAUUACACUUUAUUUAAUUAAGUCUUUUUACAUAUUUUCGGGAGCCCACAACUUGAAUGUCCUAUCGUAUGAGCUUGUUCCGAUAAAUUUGUGGUCAGGCGAUAUAUCGACUGACAUAACCUUGCCGUCGUGGCCGGGUAGCGUUUUGAGCGGCUGCCAGGUUUUAUUCGACCAAAUUUUAGCAGUACCGUCGUACGAUGCUGUAACCAAAUACUGGCCUUCUACUCUCUGAUACUUCACGUCGGAUAAUAAAUUGGUGUGAGCGGGUAUCGUGUAUAUACAAGAUCUUUUUCGCAAGUCCCAUAUCUUGCAAGUAUUAUCCUCGCUCGCUGUGGCUAUAUGAAAUCCGUUAGGAGAGAAGUCAAUACCGAAAAUGGAUUUCAAGUGACCUUCCAUAAACAUAAUACACCUUCCUGUACGAAGAUCCCAUACCCUACCAAAAGAAUCAUGACCACCUGUGGCACUCACACUACCGUCGCAUUGGAAGCUGCAAUCAAAU
Messenger RNA from Nomia melanderi (Alkali bee), 4594 nucleotides. RefSeq names its product Delta[1]-pyrroline-5-carboxylate synthase (gene P5CS). Gene Ontology annotation, cellular component: mitochondrion; cytoplasm. Lineage: Eukaryota; Metazoa; Arthropoda; Insecta; Hymenoptera; Halictidae. Gene Ontology annotation, molecular function: glutamate-5-semialdehyde dehydrogenase (NADP+) activity; ATP binding; glutamate 5-kinase activity. The record is from RefSeq and is a predicted model, not a curated record.